Molecule: messenger RNA, 1357 nt
Organism: Manis javanica (Malayan pangolin)
Lineage: Eukaryota; Metazoa; Chordata; Mammalia; Pholidota; Manidae
Gene: CNIH2
Product: cornichon family AMPA receptor auxiliary protein 2
Biological process (GO): vesicle-mediated transport
Source: RefSeq, a predicted model, not a curated record
CCGGCUUCGCGGGCUGGAGAGCGAGGGAGCCGCGGGCGAGGGAUCGCAGGAUGAGCGAUCGGGGCCGGGGCAGCCGGCAGCGGACUCGCCCUCCGAGCCCACCGGCCCGCGCCCCGCGGCCCCGCGGCCCCGGUCCCGGCUGCGCCGCCCGCGUCCCCCGAGCCCUGGGGGCCAUGCCCGGCCGGCCCUAAACGCGGGCCCGGGGGCGUCCCCUUGCGCCCGGGCCCCGCGCUGGCGCCCCCCGGGCCGCCGCCCGGCGCGGGGGCCAUGGCGUUCACCUUCGCCGCGUUCUGCUACAUGCUCACCCUGGUGCUGUGCGCCUCCCUCAUCUUCUUUGUCAUCUGGCACAUCAUAGCCUUUGACGAGCUGCGGACCGACUUCAAGAACCCCAUCGACCAGGGGAACCCAGCGCGGGCACGCGAGCGUUUAAAAAACAUCGAACGCAUCUGCUGCCUCCUGAGGAAGCUGGUGGUCCCAGAAUAUUCCAUCCACGGCCUCUUCUGUCUGAUGUUUCUCUGUGCAGCAGAGUGGGUGACCCUGGGCCUCAACAUCCCCCUCCUCUUCUACCACCUCUGGAGGUACUUCCACCGCCCUGCGGAUGGCUCUGAGGUCAUGUAUGAUGCAGUCUCCAUCAUGAAUGCUGACAUCCUUAACUACUGCCAGAAGGAGUCCUGGUGCAAACUCGCCUUCUACCUGCUCUCCUUCUUCUAUUACCUGUACAGUAUGGUUUAUACGUUGGUGAGUUUCUAAGGGGGAAGCCGGCCAGGGAGUGAGCCCAGAACGGACCGGACGCCUGUGCAACCCCAGCCCUGCUCCUCGGCCUCAGAGGCCUCAGCCCUCAGGAGGGAGGGGGCACUGGUGCCCCCAGCCUUCUCUCCAUCCCCCAAACUGCUGCUGCGGGGACCUCCCGCCUUCAGAGCCCCAUCGCCUUGGGCUAGGGCUGGGCAGAGCUCUAAAUAGGGGCAGGGGCUUUUCUGCCAGCCUGUGGGCAUGGCAGUCAAUCCUGGAAGGGGUGGGAUCUCCAGCCUUGUCCACUUCGGGGGAAACUUGGCCCUGCCAAGGGGCAGGGCUUGACCCUGGAAGUUCUGGGCCACCCCCUCCACCCUCACCCUGAGGCUCCCCCUGCAGGUGGGGGAGUACCCACACCGGGAAUGAGCAGGCUCAGCAGCGGGGCAGCCCCACCCCUAGUCUGCCCUCUCCCCUCCCCCAGGCUCUCUCUCCAGACCCCUCCGUGUCCCCAUUUGCCCCAACCCCAGCCCACCUUGUCUCUUGGACCUAUUUUCUAUGUUGCCUGGGGGAGUCCAGCACCCCCUCCCCGGCCAUUUGUGACAAAAUAUGAAUAAACUACUUGCAAACA